This is a messenger RNA of Pyrenophora tritici-repentis Pt-1C-BFP, 4251 nucleotides long. RefSeq names its product Tex, Transcriptional accessory protein. Gene Ontology annotation, cellular component: transcription elongation factor complex. Gene Ontology annotation, biological process: nucleosome organization; transcription elongation-coupled chromatin remodeling; transcription elongation by RNA polymerase II. The record is from RefSeq and is a predicted model, not a curated record. NCBI's taxonomy places the organism in Eukaryota, Fungi, Ascomycota, Dothideomycetes, Pleosporales, Pleosporaceae. Gene Ontology annotation, molecular function: DNA binding; histone binding; nucleosome binding.
AUGGCGCAAUACUUUGACACAAUCGCCGAUGUGGGCAGCGAUGAGGAGGAGGAUGAGGACUUCGAUGGCGAGGCUGGUGAGGCUGGCGAGCCCAGGCCUAAAAAGACAAAUGGCACCAACGGCAUCGACGACUCCAGCGAGGAGGAAGACGAUGAUGAUGAGGACCGACUCCGACAGGCAAGUUAUAGUGAAGGUGAAGGCUUCGUCGUUGACGAGGAGGAGGACGAAGAAGACGAAGUCGCAGAACGGCGGCGACGGCGCAAGAAGAAGAGAAAGAACCGCGAUGAGGAAGAAGCCCUCGACGACGAAGAUCUUGAUCUGAUCGGCGUUGAAGUGGAGCGUCCAGCGGAAGAACAGGGGAAGACGAGAUUCAAGCGCCUCAAGCGUGGCCACAAAGAGCGCGUCAAGUCCCGCGGUGUCGACGACAUUUUCUCCGACGAAGACGUAAACGAGGACUACGACGAACCGCGGCGUAUUGGCGGCGAUGAAUUCGACGAUUUUAUUGAGGACGACAAAUUUGAAGAUGAGAUCGAAGACGACCGCGACGUUACGCAGCCGGGCAUAAACCUGAUAACCAAAGGACUACAGGCUGCUGGGCUGGAUGAGGGAGCCGAAGAAGACUACAGAGCCGCGUUCGGUGAUGGCACAGACUAUGAUUGGGCGUUGGAGAUGCAAGAGGCGGAAGAGGAAGAGCAAGCUGGCGAAGGCCGUGAGCUCCAACUCAAGGAUGUCUUCGAGCCAUCGCAGCUACAAGAGCGUAUGCUUACGGAUGAGGACAACGUCAUUCGCGAGACCGAUAUCCCGGAGCGCCUGCAGCUAGCCCGAAAGCCCUUCAAGGAAAUCGAACUCACACCAGAGGACAUGCAGGCACGUCUGACCGAGGAAGCCACCUGGAUCAGCAACAUGCUGUGGCCGAAGAAAGGUCUCCCGAGAUAUUUUUCACAGCCCUUCGAAAAAGCCGUGCGUAAAGUUCUCGAGUUCAUCAACAUCGAGGACUACGAAGUUCCCUUCAUCUUCAACCACCGAAAAGACUAUCUCAUUCAUGCACCCAGCGAUCACGAUGACUAUGACGACAUAGACAACCCACCUCCCAUGGACGCGCGACCAGAGCGUCUGCUCAACCAGGCUGACCUCUGGGAGGUCUUUGACUUGGACCUCAAGUUCAGGGCUUUUGCUGAGAAGCGUGACGCCCUAAGGCAAAACUAUGAGAACCUGAAGGCCGUUUACUCUGAGAUUACAGAUACCGAAAUCGAGGAGUUGUCAAACCGCGCCGCCACAAUCGAAGAGAUCCAAGAACUUCAGGACUAUCUGCACUACAAGUAUUCGCAGGAGUUGAACGAGGUCCGCCAGGAAUUGAAUGGAACGCAGAAGCGUGCCAACAACGCACGCAACUUCUUCGACAAGCUGCGGAGCGGGAAGGCACUCCAACUCGUCAAGGCGAUUGGCAUCACACCAGAUGACUUUGCGAAGAAGGUUGACGGAACAAACACUGGCGCGCACACGAUUGAAGAUCCCCCUUACAAGGUCGAGGAACUCGCUGAUCAGCUGGCCGAAGCCCCAGAGACGGGCGCCACUCUGCUCAGAUCCACCAGGUUACUGUUCGUGCAAGAUUUGCAAAUGUGCUCACGGCUGCGCAGAUACUUGCGCGCUAGCUUCUACCAAAACGCUGAGAUUGACUGUCUUCGUACUGACAAGGGCAUGCGCACAAUUACUGAAGACAACCCGUACUAUGAGUUUAAGUACCUGCGUCGAGUCACCUUUGGCGAUCUCCAGGGCCGCCCAGACCUCUUCCUCAAGAUGUUGAAGGCUGAAUCUGAAGGUCUCAUGCAAGUUAGAAUCACCAUGGGCAACUACCCGAACUUCAAGUCGCGUCUUCACAAAGAGAUUGUCUCUGAGGGUGUCAGCGACGUUUCCGAUACUUGGAACGCUCUCCGCAAAGAAUUGCUUGAUACGGCUCUAGAUAAGCUACAAGGUGUUAUUGCGAACGGCGUCAAGGAAACGCUGCGUGCUCGAUGCGAGGAUGAACUUGCCGCCUCGGCAAGAGAAAACUACUACAACAAGCUCGACCAGGCACCCUACAAGUUGAAGACUGCACCUCUCGGAUCUGUUCCUAAUGUUCUCUGCCUAUCGAACGGCAGCGGCAUGCGCGGCGACGCCAUCAUGUGGGCUUAUGUCGAAAACGAUGGUCGCGUCUUAGAGCAUGGCCGUUUGAUCGAUAUGCGUCUUGGCAACCCGGAGCGUAACAUUCCUGAAGGCCAAGACGUCGAGAAACUGGUUGAUGUCAUCCAGCGUCGCCGUCCAGACGUCAUCGGUGUCAGUGGCUUCUCAGUCGAGACUCGCAAAUUGUACAAGGACAUCCAGGAAAUCAUCAACCAGCGUGGCUUGACAGGUCCGGCAUACGAGGACGAGGAUACUGGUGAAGAGAGGAAUGAACCUCUUGAGAUCAUCCUGGUCAACGAUGAGGUUGCCCGCUUAUACCACACCAGUGCUCGAGCGAUCGCAGAGUUCCCCAAACAUCCAGCGCUGACGAGGUACUGUAUCGCCCUUGGAAGGUACCUGCAAAAUCCUCUCGCAGAAUACGCAUCUCUCGGCAAAGACAUUGUUUCCAUCCCUUUCAUACCCAACCAGACUUUAAUACCCCAAGACAAACUUCUAGACCGCCUGGAAACAGCCAUGGUGGACAUGGUCAACCUCGUCGGAAUCGACCUACCGGAGACAUAUGACGACAAGUACCUGUCCAAGUUAAUACCCUACGUGUGCGGUCUGGGACCGCGCAAAGCCGACAGGCUGAUCAAGGCAAUCCAAGCUAAUAGCGAUGAGAUCCUUUCGCGGUUCGACCUCCUUGGUGUAUCUGAGUCCCGAGAUCUCAAGGCGGCCAUGGGACCCAAGGUCUUCCAGAACUGUGCAAGUUUCUUGUACAUCCCUUACGACGCGACCGAAGAAUCAUCGGACUACCUGGAUUACACCCGAGUACAUCCCGAAGAUUACGAUCUUGCACGAAAGAUGGUUGCUGAUGCUUUGAACAUGGACGAGGAAGAUGUAAAGGCAGAGACCGACGAGGGCGGUCCCAGCGCCGUUGUUAGGAAAAUGGUGCGGGAAGAGACCACCGAUCUAGUCAAUGAUCUUGCUCUUGAAGACUACGCUGCGGAGAUUGAGAGGAAUUUUGGACAGCGCAAGCGUGCGACACUCGAAACCAUUCGGGCUGAGCUGGACAACCCCUACGAAGAGAUCCGACAGAUGUUCGCGAUGCUGUCUGGUGAUGAGUUGUUCACGAUGUUGACUGGUGAGACCAAGGACUCCUUGUACGAGGGUAUGGUCGUCCCUGUUACCAUCAGGCGCACUUUCCCAGAUCACAUUGAAGUGAAGCUGGAGUGUGGCAUUGAAGCUGGCGUCUCUGAGUCAGAGUUCCCAGAGGGUGUUGGUGGUGGUGGGCAAGAGCCUCGCCACGUUUUCUCCACCCACCAGAUUGUACGCGCACGCAUUUUGUACCUGAACCGGAAAGCACUUACUGCACAACUAUCGCUCAGGGGCGACCUUAUCCGACAACCGGAAAAGAAGCGUUUCGAGCGAGCAGCCGGAGAAUGGGAUGAGGCACAAGAAGCUCAGGACAAGAAGGCAGCCGAGAAGGAGAAGGAGGUUGCAACUGGCCGACCCAAUCGUGUCGUCAACCACCCGCUCUUCUUUGCGUUCAACACGGUGCAAGCUGAAGAGUACCUUGGUGGCAAAGAGACUGGUGACCUUGUCAUUCGUCCUUCGUCCAAGGGUUUCGAUCAUUUGGUCGUUACAUGGAAGGUCUCCAACAACGCCUACCAACAUCUCGAUGUCUUGGAGAUGAACAAGCCAAACCAGUUUUCCCUCGGCAAGCAGCUCAAGAUUGGAAAGCACACAUACUCCGAUCUCGACGAGUUGAUCGUCAACCAUGUGGAAGCCAUGGCGCGCAAGGUCACCGAAAUCACACGAGACGAUCGAUUCCAACCCGGUACUCGGGAAGACGCCGAAAAAUGGCUAGGAAACUACUGUCAAGCCAACCCGUUACGCUCCAUGUACGCUUUCUGCAGCAUGCCCAAAUACCCCGGUCACUUCUGGAUCUGCUUCCAAAUGAGCGCAAAGGGACCAAAGGGCGCGUGGCCCAUCAAGGUGGUGCCCAACGCGUUCGAGCUACAGAAACAUGUCUACCCUGAUAUGGUCGCGCUAAAGAACGGUUUCAAGAUGUUGGUCACGGCGGCGAAGCAGGCGGCUCCCAGGCGGUAG